AUGUAUCUUAUAAUUGCUGGAGGAGCUGUCAGAGACAUUCUUCUUGGGAAAACACCAAAAGAUGUUGACUUUGCCACCACAGCUACUCCUGAUGAGAUGAAAAAAAUGUUUGAAGAGGAAGGGGUACGAAUGAUAAAUAAUAAAGGAGAAAAACAUGGCACCAUUACUGCGAGAAUUAACAAUGAAAAUUUUGAAGUUACAACUCUUCGUAUCGACAAGGUAACUGAUGGAAGACAUGCUGAAGUUGAAUUUACAACCGAUUGGGAAUUGGAUGCGAAUCGAAGGGAUCUUACCAUCAAUUCUAUGUUCUUAGGUACUGAUGGUCAAGUCUAUGAUUAUUUUGGAGGGUAUGAAGAUUUGAAAAAGAGAAGAGUAGCUUUUGUUGGUGAUCCAAGUAAAAGAAUCCAAGAAGAUUAUUUGAGAAUUCUGCGAUAUUUUAGAUUUUUCGGUAGAAUUGCUGAAGAUCCUGAUUCUCAUGAAGAAGAGACCAUUGAUGCCAUUAAAAAUAAUAUUUCUGGAUUAGGAAAGAUUACCGGUGAAAGGAUAUGGCUUGAGUUAUCCAAGAUUCUAUCUGGUAAUUAUGUCAGUUCAAUUAUCCAGUCAAUCAUUUCAGUUGGUGCCGGGCCAUAUAUAGGUUUUCCACCAACGCCUAGUGUUGGCGAAUUGAUAUCCGUUUGGGAACGAAGUGUUGAUCGAGGGAUGAGUGGUGACUGUCCUGGAAACUGA
Molecule: messenger RNA, 726 nt
Organism: Nezara viridula (southern green stink bug)
Lineage: Eukaryota; Metazoa; Arthropoda; Insecta; Hemiptera; Pentatomidae
Source: the annotation of a GenBank genome assembly